Molecule: messenger RNA, 662 nt
Organism: Tilletiopsis washingtonensis
Lineage: Eukaryota; Fungi; Basidiomycota; Exobasidiomycetes; Entylomatales
Exons: 4
Coding region: 12-659 (215 amino acids)
Biological process (GO): RNA splicing
Cellular component (GO): nucleus; exon-exon junction complex; cytoplasm
Molecular function (GO): mRNA binding
Source: RefSeq, a predicted model, not a curated record
CCGAGAUCGACAUGGGCGCGCCCGUGCCCGCCGACGCCGGCGACAGCAUGGACGUCGACCUGCCUGACCCCAACGACCCGGCGGUGAAGCGCAAGGGCCGCGGCUUCGGCGGCCGCGGCGAGGCGCACGACGGAGUGCGCGGCGGGACGUUUGAGAGCGUGGCGGCGCAGGGCACGGAGGAGCGGGCGGCGCGCUCGAUCGAGGGCUGGAUCAUUCUUGUCACCGGCGUGCACGAGGAGGCCACCGAGGAAGAGGUGACGGACAAGUUCGCCGACUUUGGCGAGAUCAAGAACAUCCAUCUCAACCUCGACCGGCGAACUGGCUACGUCAAGGGCUACGCGCUGCUCGAGUACGAGACGCAGUCCGAGGCGUCCAAGGCGAUCGCGGGCUGCGCCGCCGGCCUCACGCUCCUCGAGCAGCCGCUGCAGGCCGACUUUGCCUUCGUCCGCCCUCCCACGCGCGCGGCCAACGCCGGUGCGGCCACGGCCGGUGGCGCUGCCCCACGGGCGCCGCGGGCGCAGCUCGAGAGCCGCGACCAGCGCUCGGGCGGCAGUCUGGCGCAGCGCAUGAACGGUAGCGGAACCGCAGCUGCACCGUCAAGCGGCGCUGGUGGUCUCAGGGAGCGCAUGGCGCGCAGCCGGAGCCCGGAGCGGAGGUAGAGG